CAGAAGCGUCAGUCAAAGUGAGGAUAUCAGCUAUGUUGGUGACGAUUCUGCCAUUUUUUCUAGUUGCAAAUGUUACUGUCGAUCGGCAGUAUGAACAAACAAAAUGGGCGAGUCCGGAAUGCACGUACGACGUUCUCGUGAACACAUCCCUGGCCAACAUUGUUCAUGAAAACGACAAUUUCUGCGCUAUGAUUGCCACCGAGCUCAAGUGUCGAGCUAAGGGAGACGACAGUCUCAGCUGCCACUUCCAGAACUCUUUAAUCAAACGUCCCGAUCUAAAAGACAAUAGAUGCUCGAACGCGAAGGAUUUUGUGCCCACGAGAUAUAAAUUCGUGGGCAAUGAACCUUUCGAAAUCAGAUUCAAUUCGAAGGGUAUUGAAAAUUUGGUGGUACACAGAUCGAUUCCUAGAUGGAGGCUUGACAUGAUCAAGAGUAUAGUCAGCCAAUUGAAUGUUGGUUUCGAGAUACAGGAACGUCGUGAUAGAUUUACAAUUAUGGAAAAUUCGACAGUGGGUCACUGCGAAGUUGACGUUAAGAUCAUUCGUAAAGAUCCGGAUUUUCAGGAAAAUGACGACGAUUCUAUUGAGGAGAGUGAGAAAUUUGAGAUCGGAUUCAUGCCAUCGAGCGUAGAACUCGAGAGUCCUUUAGUUAUAGAAAGGCUCCAGGUGGAAAAAAUUAGACAGCCGAAAAGAUGCCCGCGAAGAACAAUAUACUUCUUUGGAAAUGAUGAGGAUUAUAGUCGCGGUGACAAGCAACUCUACAUGGAUAUG
Messenger RNA from Trachymyrmex cornetzi, 770 nucleotides. RefSeq names its product vitellogenin-2. The annotation marks the transcript as partial. Gene Ontology annotation, biological process: lipid transport. The record is from RefSeq and is a predicted model, not a curated record. Gene Ontology annotation, molecular function: lipid carrier activity. The transcript has 2 exons. NCBI's taxonomy places the organism in Eukaryota, Metazoa, Arthropoda, Insecta, Hymenoptera, Formicidae.